This is a messenger RNA of Osmerus eperlanus (European smelt), 2428 nucleotides long. It is a transcript of the gene prf1.5, whose product is annotated as perforin 1.5. Gene Ontology annotation, cellular component: membrane. The transcript is spliced from 5 exons. Lineage: Eukaryota; Metazoa; Chordata; Actinopteri; Osmeriformes; Osmeridae. Gene Ontology annotation, biological process: immunological synapse formation; T cell mediated cytotoxicity; defense response to virus. Bases 323 to 1891 code for a protein of 522 amino acids. Gene Ontology annotation, molecular function: wide pore channel activity. The record is from RefSeq and is a predicted model, not a curated record.
CCCCCUCUCCUGCCCCCUCUCCUGCAGAGCCGAGGAGGGACCGAUCUUGUCGGUUUAGAAGAGUCUCCCGCACAACACGCAGACUGCCCCGUCACGCGUUCUCAUCGAGGGAGGGCGUUUUCUAAAAGGGGAAACUGACUGGUCGUUUGCAGUGAGAAAUACCAUCUGAUCGAGCGGGAUCUGGGAGCUCAACAGAGGGGAGGAGACAUACGUGGGACAAACGUUUAACCUUUUCAAACCAGGGAAAUCACGUGCGUUCCGUUGUUGUUCCAGCCCUUCAUCCAGCUGCGGUCCAACAACCUUCAACAUUCCAUCCGUAACCAUGGCCCCCCAUGGAUUCCGCAGACUAUUCCUGUUUGCGCUGGCUCUGCCAAUCACGGUGCAGAUGGGCGUGGCCAGAGCCUGCAGGGCGGGGUCAGGGGCCGAGUGCGAGAAAGCCCCGUUCGUCCCGGGUCAUAACCUGGCAGGGGAAGGUUUUGACGUGGUGAGGAUGCGCCGUACCGGGGCCUACGUUAUCAACGUGAAGGUUCACCUUACUGACAACAACACCUGCACGCUGUGUGAAAACCGCUUCCAGGGAGGGCAGGUCCAGAGGCUUCCGUCGGCCGUCUUGGACUGGCGUCCGUUCAGCCGCUGCAGCAAGCAGCUGUCGAGCGCCCUGCACCACUCGGUGGACUCCCUCCUGCGGAGCUCGUCCUCGGUGAUCAGUAAUAACUGGGGCGCGGGGCUGAGCCUGGACACGUACGGCAAGGCCCUUCUGGGGGGCGGCAGCUCAGAGAUGGCCAAGUUCGCACGCUCGCAGCACAGCGUCGACAAGGCCACCUUCGCCCUGCACGAGAUCAGCUGCACCUACUACAGUUACCGGCUGUCGGACCACCCCCAGCUCAGCGCCGAGUUCUCCAAGCACCUCAAGAAACUCCCUCGAGGCUACGACUCUCAAAGCCGACCCCUCUACCGCCGUCUGAUAGACACAUACGGAACACACUACAUCCACCAGGUGCACCUGGGGGGCAAGGUGAGGCGCGUCACGGCCUUCCGUACCUGCCUGGCCACGCUGAAGGGCUUCUCAGAGCGGGAGAUCAAGACCUGCCUGAACCUGGAGCUGCGCUUGGCGCUGGGUUUCCUCCCCGCCAACGCCUCCUUCUCCAACAAGUGCGAAGACAUGCUGAAGGGCAACAUGACCAUGGGCUUCUACCAGGGGUUCAUGACCCACAAGGUGGAGGUGCUGGGCGGGGACCGCUACCUGCCAGGCAUCCUCUACCACCAGGACAAGGACCCGUCCGAGGCCUACAGUGCCUGGAUGAGCAGCCUCCAUGCCAACCCAGACGUGGUCUCUUAUGCCAUCUUCCCCCUGCACCAGCUGGUGGACGACCCCCAGGUCAGCGCCAACCUGCGGACCGCCGUCAGCCAGUACAUCCAGGACAACCAGCUGUCCGGGGACCAAGGAGGGGUGAGGAACUGCUCCCCGACCCCGAAUCUGGACCACAACUGCUGCCCGCUUCGGGCCGGCCGCGGGGUCCUGAGGCUGGAGGUCCGCCGGGCGGCCGGGCUGAGGGCGGACACCUUCACCAAGACGGACGCGUACGUGAAGGUCUGGUACGACGGGCGGUACGAGGAGACGGCCACGGUGCUGGACGACAACGACCCGUGGUGGAACGUGACGUACGGGCUGGGCUCGGUGGAGCUGGGGCACCAGCUGGUGCUGGAGGUGUGGGACAGGGACGUGCUGUACAACGACAUGGCCGGCAGGUGUGUGGUCUUCCCUGAGAGAGGGGUGCACUCGCACAGCUGCCGGCUCAGCAGGGGGGUGCUGCACUUCAGCUACAGCGUCAGGUGUGACCCUCACCUGACUGGAUACAGGUGCGGACGCUACUCGCCCAGCGCGGAAUAGCGGGGGUCGGAGUCAACGUCCACGGUCCCGCAAACCACGAUGGGGGUGACGGUCAGCGGUGGGGAGAGACACUGAGAGACAAUGCACUAUUUCUACCGACGUAGAAAUAGUGCAUUUAGAAAGUACAGCAGAAGAUCCAAGCAUCAGAAGUUCAAAGUUAGAACAGUAUUUCAGUUGUCAUCAAGGAAACGUCUAUAGGCCUGUUUGUAAAGUAACCAGUAUCUCAGCAAUCAGGCCAGGUGAAUGUUUACUAUGUGUCGCUGGCUAACUCAGUAACCUGUAUUGUGUUGUAGAUUAAGAGUUUUAUACAGAUGAGUGUGGUUUUGUGACCAAUUGUGUUAUUUCUAACAUGAGAGAUUUUGACAUUUUGGGGAUUUUCGUUUUUUAAUUCUGCAUGGUUUAUUGUAAAAUAUGUCUGAGAUCAAACAAUAACAGACGUUAUUUUGAUAUGUUUGGUAUUUGUUUAAAAGUGUCAAUCUUAUAUGACCCAGCGAGAACUGCACAUGUGAACAAUUCUCAACUAAUAAAAAGAUGAGU